AUGAAUAGCACACCGACGGAAACCAAUACAACAAAAAAACACGAAGACGGCUACAUAUCAGCCGAAAGAAAACUACCGAAAGCUGGAUAUAAUCACGAUACGUUUAGAGUCAUGUAUAAAGAUUAUGAUGAAGAUAUUGACUGUGGGAUUGCCGAAUUAUUAUUGGAGAUAUGGAGAUUCGGGCUGUCUACUCACAAUUCAUGUGAGUGUCAUGGUGAUUUCAACGAGAUAUGGAUUCAAUUUGCAUCAGAAGAUGAUUUAAUGGCAUUCGUGAAUGCAGUAGCCGAAGAUUACAAAAUGGACGAACUUAAGUUUAAUCAUGUUUUGCCGAGGUUCAGAUAUGGUAUUCAAAUAGUUGAUGAUAAUGAAGACUAUUUAGAGAAUGAUGAACCUAUUCACAAAGGUGAUCGUCCAUGUUAUGCUCCAUUUGGCUACUCUAUUUCGUUCAAUCGCGAUCAUUAUCCUAUGGUAUUAAAUCAAAUAAAAAAAGCAAAAGAGAAAGCUAGUUUAGCAUAG
This is a messenger RNA of Didymodactylos carnosus, 516 nucleotides long. NCBI's taxonomy places the organism in Eukaryota, Metazoa, Rotifera, Eurotatoria, Philodinida, Philodinidae. The record is from the annotation of a GenBank genome assembly.